CGGAAGUGUUAGUUUUUUUGUUCCUGCUAGCGACAGCUAACGCUACGUCGGUGUCAUCGUCUCAUUGCUUUUAGGAUUGACAACAGAAACAGUAGUCUUAUAUCGGGUGUAGCCACGAAUAAAUAAUUUCAUCUGGGUCUCUAGAGAGAUGAACAACAACGGGAAUAAGAGAGCGCCGACCACAGCCACGCAGCGACUGAAGCAGGAUUACCUCAGGAUAAAGAAAGACCCUGUGCCUUACAUCUGUGCAGAGCCUCUUCCCUCCAACAUCCUAGAAUGGCACUAUGUUGUUAGAGGUCCUGAGAAAACUCCAUAUGAAGGAGGAUACUACCAUGGAAAACUCAUAUUCCCUCGCGAAUUUCCUUUUAAACCACCCAGUAUCUACAUGAUAACACCAAAUGGGAGAUUCAAGUGCAAUACUCGGUUAUGUCUGUCAAUUACAGACUUCCAUCCAGACACGUGGAACCCUGCAUGGUCUGUAUCCACGAUCCUCACAGGCCUGCUCAGCUUCAUGGUGGAGAAAGGUCCCACCUUGGGCAGCAUCGAGACCUCUGACUACACAAAAAGACAACUGUCAGCCCAAAGCUUGGCCUUCAACCUCAAGGACAAAGUGUUCUGUGAGCUGUUUCCUGAUGUAGUCGAUGAGAUGAAGCAAAAACAGAAGACCCAAGAGGAGUUGAGUGUCCGCACUCAGCCCCUCCCGCUCCCCGAUGUGGUACCUGAUGGUGACCCUCAACACGCCCACUACGGCCUUCCUGCCCUAAAUGGGGGGCCUGUCCCCCUGGGGGGCGCCAAUCCUGCCCCUGGCCUGCAGCAGGCCAAUCGCAACCAUGGACUGCUAGGUGGGGCUCUAGCCAACCUGUUUGUGAUUGUAGGCUUUGCAGCAUUCGCCUACACAGUCAAGUAUGUGCUGAGGAGCAUAGCCCAGGAGUGAGAGAAGCUGGUGUUUUAGGCAGGCGCUCCCUAGCAGGUGAGCCAACUAGUGGACUACACAUUCUAGAAACACACUACGUGGCAAGGGAGGUUCAGUCCCUGUUAAACCCCUCCACCACCACCACCACCACAACCACCAUGGACUUUGGAAGCCAGCCCACCCAGGAAGGAUCGAGGGGAGGAGGUGGGGGAGUGGAUGGGAGUGGCAGUAGGGCCGAGGGAUUGGAGGGGCUUAUUAAAAUGGUUGUGAUCCACUCUGUGCUUCAGUGGUUUAUGUCAGUAGUAGGACACGCUUGGCUCAUGGGUUGUAGAAGAGCAUUGAAUUGGGAGUGAAAAUGAUUGCUCACUGGUACAGCCAUGUGAGAGGCUUGUCAAAAAUUAGAAAAUUCCUGAGUUGUUACAACAGAAAUAUGAGAUGCUGUGGUGUGAUAUUCCAUAUGCACCAUUCUAUUCUGUGACACCAUAUUGAAUGUUAGUGAUAAAACCUUGUUCGACAUUUAUGUAUUCAGAACUUAAACGACUUGAAUAAAGUAGAUGACAUUUUCCUCAGCAAAUUAGGAGGUAAAGGGCAUACUUUAGAGCAGCCACAAUAUAACAAGGUGGUAAAAAGCAGUAAUUGGCAAAGGAAGUGGCUGUGAAUUGCACAGCUGAGCACAGAAUCUGUAAAAGAUUCCUUUGUACCAGAUCCGUUCGUACCUUGUGGGCAUCUGACAGAUGUUUGGCAAAGAUCCUGGUCAUCACCUACACAGGGAGGCAUUGGUAAGGUUUUCAAAUAACAUAGCAUGAAGUUUCCAGUGUCAAACACGUGUCACACUUAUAGCAGCACAAUGUCAGCAGCCCCUCAAGAUUCUUGGCUAUAAAGUAUUCAAAUCACAGCAAAAGAGAGAGCAGGACAGAUCAGUUGUGCAUUUGACCUUUUAAUGGUAUCUACCUGGGAUCAGUUCUAGUCUAGUUUGCCAGCUGGCACCAACAUUCAUCUCAUCACUCAUGCAUUUUCAUGGAAUGGAAAUAGUAGUCUAACAGGUCCAUUCCUGUUGGCGUGUGAUACAGCCAAGUUUUGCACAAUGGGCUUAAGCUUAAUUUAGGAAAUGUCAGGAAUUCACUCAUCACAUGCGAUUGCUGACGUAUUCAAGAUAUCAUGUUUCAAAUAUACAUGGUAAAGGCUGUUUGUGCAAGAUUUAGUCGGUGGUCUGAGACCGUACAAUAAGGAUAAGGAACUUAAGCUUUUGGUUUCGCUUCAUUCAGUAAUCCCAAAUAGGUCACAUACCUAGAAAUGAUUAUAUUAUGAUAGAAAUGUAUUGCACAUUUGACAAGCUGCAGCACUGGAGUUGAAUAUGUGCAUUAUAAAAGCACCUUGAAAACCACAUGGUGUGUGUAAACAUUUCAUGUCACCAACAAGUCCAUUUAAUACGGAGAGAUAUGCAAUGUGUUGUGACUGCCGCUGCACAGUGAAUUGUGGUCACACACUCUGCACCACAUCCUUACUCCGCUCCUUGUACCUGAUUACAGACUGGUGUGUGUUACCUCUCACAGGUGGCCUCUCUUGUCAACCCAUGAGCCAAGCAGUGAACCCACAUUCUGCACAGAAAUAAUUAUAGACCAAUACCUUUUUUAAAUUGGCUUAGCUGACCAGUAUAGCAGCACUCUAUAUAGGUCCAAAUAAGGAGACACAUGAAGAGAACCAACAUUAUGUUCUGUAUGUUUUUUUUUUUUUUUCUUAUUGAUUUUUCUUUGUUUUGUUCUAUUUAUAAUUGUAGCCUUGGCUAGUCUGUCAUUGUCCAAGGAAAUGUCUAGUGUUUACUAAACAGGGCAAUGGCAGAAAUGCAGGCAAAACAGACAGGCUAGUGCCCAGGCUCACCUAAUUGCUCAUAAUUUACUGUUGUGCAUUGCAUUUAGUAAAGAUGGUUCUACUGUGUAUCUAUUGUUUCAACAGAAAAACAGUCAAGCAGAAGACUUGCCUUUCUAUUGCUCUUCUUUUCUGGGCACCAUCACAUAAAGAAAAACUGUAAAUGAUGAGAGUGCGUUUGUGUGAUUAUACAGCAAAUGCCCAAAUUUCCAUGCUUCAAUUACCUUGUGUGAUAUUGUAUGUUUUCAUAGUAAAUGCAAAUAAAUUACCCUGCCUGGCAGGGCAUUUUAGAAAACA
Messenger RNA from Myripristis murdjan (pinecone soldierfish), 3076 nucleotides. RefSeq names its product ubiquitin-conjugating enzyme E2, J2 (UBC6 homolog, yeast) (gene ube2j2). The record is from RefSeq and is a predicted model, not a curated record. The coding region runs from base 149 to 934 and encodes 261 amino acids. Lineage: Eukaryota; Metazoa; Chordata; Actinopteri; Holocentriformes; Holocentridae. The transcript has 7 exons.